Messenger RNA from Xylona heveae TC161, 804 nucleotides. Its product is annotated as isopentenyl-diphosphate delta-isomerase. Gene Ontology annotation, cellular component: cytoplasm. Gene Ontology annotation, molecular function: isopentenyl-diphosphate delta-isomerase activity. The transcript is spliced from 4 exons. Gene Ontology annotation, biological process: isoprenoid biosynthetic process; isopentenyl diphosphate biosynthetic process. The coding region runs from base 1 to 804 and encodes 267 amino acids. NCBI's taxonomy places the organism in Eukaryota, Fungi, Ascomycota, Xylonomycetes, Xylonales, Xylonaceae. The record is from RefSeq and is a predicted model, not a curated record.
AUGUCGACAACGACAACCACCACGACCACGGCUCCUUCGCAGCGGAUCACUGCUGGUAAUAUACUUCAGCUUUUUCCUGAUAUUGACACCAGGCUUGCCGAGUCCACUCGUGCUCAGGCGCGUGACAAUGAUCUUGAGGGUUACGAUGAGGAACAAAUUAGACUGAUGGAGGAGGUCUGUAUCGUCCUGGACGAGAACGAUGUGCCAAUUGGAAGCGCAAGCAAGAAAAUUUGUCAUUUGAUGAAGAACAUCGACAUGGGCCUCCUUCACCGUGCCUUCUCCGUCUUCUUGUUUGAUUCUGAGAACCGACUACUCCUUCAGCAGCGGGCAUCUGAAAAAAUCACCUUCCCCGAUAUGUGGACAAACACGUGCUGCUCGCACCCCUUAGGUAUUCCUGGUGAGACUGGUGCUGAGCUAGAUGCUGCGAUUCUCGGGGUCAAGCGCGCGGCUCAGCGAAAGCUGAACCAAGAACUUGGCAUCAAGGCGGAGCAGGUUCCGUUGGAGAAAUUUGAUUUUCUCACCCGUAUACAUUACAAGGCUCCUAGCGACGGAAAAUGGGGCGAGCACGAGAUCGACUAUAUCCUUUUCAUCAAGACCAAUGUUGAUCUUGAUAUCAACCCCAAUGAAGUACGCGACACCUGUUAUGUAUCUGCGCAGAAGCUGAAGGACAUGUUCGCCGAUUCGAGUCUCAAGUUCACUCCUUGGUUCAAGCUCAUCUGCGAGACAAUGCUAUUCGAGUGGUGGGAGCAUCUCGACCAGGGCCUUGAUAAGUACAAAGGCGAAAAGGAGAUUCGACGCAUGUAG